AUGUUGGUUACUGCUGAUGCCAAACUUAAAGCAAGGAAGAUUGAUCAGCAUGUUUUUCGCGAGAUGGUUGCUAAGUCAAUUAUUCAGCAUGAUCUUCCCUUUUCUUAUGUUGAAUAUGAAAGAGUCAGAGCUGUGUGGAAGUAUUUGAACGAUGAUGUGCAAGUGAUAAGUCGCAAUACCGCUGUCGCAGAUGUCAUCAAAUAUUAUGAGAAUGAGAAAGCUGCAUUGAAAAGGGAAUUGAGAAACCUUCAUGGUCGGAUUAGCUUCACUUCUGAUCUGUGGACCGCAGUGACUGACGAAGGCUAUGUGUGUUUGACAGCACACUACAUUGACAGCAAAUGGCAAUUGAAGAACAAGAUCCUAGUAUUCAAUGCUCUGCCACCACCACAUUCAGGUAUAAAGUUAGCUAUGCAUCUUCUUGAGAUGUUGAAAGAGUGGGGAAUUGAUAAGAAGGUGUUUUCACUCACCCUAGACAACGCUACUAGCAAUGAUUGUAUGCAAGAUAUCCUGAAAUCUCAGCUGGUUUUGCGUGAUGAUUUGUUGUGUGGAGGAGAAUUCUUUCAUGUUAGGUGUUCAGCUCAUAUCCUCAACUUGAUUGUGCAAGACGGUCUCAAAGUGAUUGGGAGUUCCUUGCAUAAAACCAGGGAGAGUAUUAAGUAUGUGACAGCUUCUGAAUCCCGUGACAUUCUUUUUAGAAGAAGUUGUGAAUCUGCCCGUGUAGAGGAGAAGAGGGAAUUGAUUUUGGAUGUGCCAACGAGGUGGAAUUCGACUUAUCACAUGCUUGAGAGGGCUCUCAAGUAUAGAGCUGGUUUUAUCAAUCUUAAAACAAUGGAUAAGAACUUCAAGAGUAGUCCUACCAAUGAAGAAUGGGAUAGAGCAAAAGCCAUAUGUGAUUUUCUGGAGCCGUUUGAUGAGAUCACGAAGCUUAUAUCAGGUUCGACAUAUCCGACUUCAAACAUGUAUUUCUUUCAGGUUUGGCAGAUCCACAACUGGCUAAGAGUUAAUGAGUACAAUAGUGACGAGAUUGUCAGUGAAAUGGUCAUUCCGAUGAAAGAGAAAUUUGAUAAGUAUUGGGUGGAAGUUAGUGAUAUUUUUGCAAUAGCUAGCAUCUUGGAUCCUCGCUUGAAGCUCACACUUGUUCAAUACUGCUUUGAGAGGGACUGUAGUUUCACUUGCAAAACGAAGAUUGAGCAUUGCGAAGAUUUCUUCGCUUUUAGAAAGUCAAAUGUUGCUGUUAGUGGAAAGUCUUCCCUGGAUAUUUAUCUCGAUGAACCGCCUCUUGAUACAACCGAUAUUAAGAGCCUCCUAGAUUGGUGGAAAGACAACUCAAAAAGAUUUGGUGAGCUAUCUUCUGUGGCAUGCGAUGUGCUUAGCAUACCUAUCACAACAGUAGCUUCGGAGUCUUCUUUUAGCAUCGGAGGGCGAGUUUUGAACAAAUACCGAAGCCGCUUACUUCCCAAAAACGUUCAAGCUUUGAUAUGCAGUCGGAAUUGGCUCAAGGGUUUUGAAGCUUAUGAGAACGAGGAGGCUGAAAACUUGGUGGAAGAAGAUGAGACAAAUACCGAAGCUGAAGCUACUGAGCUUAGCUGA
Microthlaspi erraticum is the source of this 1590-nucleotide messenger RNA. NCBI's taxonomy places the organism in Eukaryota, Viridiplantae, Streptophyta, Magnoliopsida, Brassicales, Brassicaceae. The record is from the annotation of a GenBank genome assembly.